Molecule: messenger RNA, 7670 nt
Organism: Ylistrum balloti
Lineage: Eukaryota; Metazoa; Mollusca; Bivalvia; Pectinida; Pectinidae
Product: CAP-Gly domain-containing linker protein 4-like
Exons: 14
Coding region: 67-1968 (633 amino acids)
Molecular function (GO): protein binding
Source: RefSeq, a predicted model, not a curated record
GUGUGUGUAAACUGUACCAAGAAUUAUAGAUAUGACACAACAGCAAGGAAUCUGGGAAUUUUGAGGAUGACGCUUGAGGCUGAAGAAGAAGAGGAGAAAGGGAAGGACAUCAAUCUCCAUCUCAACAAUAACGGGUACCACCCUGACCGAGACAAGCCCAUGAUUCACCCUUGUGUAGACCCCCCAGUCUGUGACAGCUGUCAGAAGCUUGAACUAUCAUUCUUUGACCCCGGAUGUCCUGGUUGUCAUGAUAUCCUCGUCAAUCCAAACACAACCGUCCCUGAAAUAUUUGCCGUCCUCCGACAAUGGACCCCACAGACACAACAGAAUUUAGAACUUCUCAUCAAUGAGAUUUUAAAACGAAAUGCCCACAUCAACGACCGUGAUGGUUUAACAGAUAUGACACUGUUGCAGUAUGCCAGUAAAUCUGGUGCUGCAGGGAUUGGUGACCCAGAGGUAGCUGCAGGAGUGGUUACCAUGCUAAUCUCUAAGGGAGCAGAUGUCAAUAUUCGGUGUCGUUGGACCAAUAUGACUGCCCUCCAUUAUGCAGCCUACUUUGAUGUUGUACCUGUGAUAAAAGUCCUGCUCAAAACUACAAAAGCUUUAGAUAUAGACAGUACGUGUUCAGAGUUUGACCAUGGCAGUUCCUUACAUAUUGCUGCGUCCAAUCUGGCAUACGAAGCUGUUAAAGUAUUACUCCAGAAUGGUGCUAAUCCUAUGAUGAAGGAUGACAUGGGCCGUGGUCCAAUAGAAUGCAUUCCAGAUCCAACCAAUUUAGAUUCCGAUCCAGAAAUGGCAAAAUUGGUGGUCAAGCUCAAGAAGACUCUACAAGAAUCCUGUCAGCCAGCAAUAAAGGUUCCUCCCCCUAACUAUGACCUUGUCCAGUCCAAGGUCACCCUGCAGGCUCUUGGGAUCACACUGGGAGACAAGGUCGUUGUAGGAGGGGUCAAGACUGGGACCUUGAAAUACUGUGGACCAGCAGAGUUUGCUGGAGGUCUGUGGGCUGGGAUAGAAUUAGAUGAGCCCGGAGGUAAAAAUGACGGCAGUGUUGGUGGAAUUUCCUACUUUCAGUGUGCAAAUAACCAUGGUAUCUUUGCUCCAGUUAGUAAGAUUGCUAAACAAGGAACAGUACCACUCCCUCGCUCACCUUCAGCUACCAUGUCUCCUAACAAAACUCAGCAGAAAGCUGCAGCAGUCAAUGUUUCCAAUGUCAAGGCCAGAGUGGACACAGGUAUAAAACCACUCUCCCUUUAUGGUACAGGACUGAAAUGUCGAACUUCAUCAAUAGCAGAUCUGGCUGAAAUUGACCUAGGAGAUCGAGUGAUUGUAGCUGGACAGAGAAAGGGCACAGUUCGGUUCUGUGGGGAGGCGAAGUUUGCACCAGGUAUAUGGUAUGGUAUAGAGUUGGACCGUCCUGUUGGGAAAAAUGAUGGGUCUGUCAAUACAGAUCGCUACUUUCACUGUAAACCUAAACAUGGUGUGUUUGCUCCUCUGUCACGCAUACAAAAACUUGGUGAUCGACGAUUCAGUUCCAAUGAAUCACUUGAUGCUAUAAGUUGGGGUGCAGUUUCAGAGAAAGUUGACAGACGUGCAAGUAGCAGUGUUCCCUUCAGUUCCCAAAAUCGUGCAAAAACUCCAAUCAAAAGACCUAAAAGUGGACUGUCCUUAGCCAGAAUACCUGGUGCCAGUGCACCAUUCAAGCUGGAAGUUGGAAUGAGUGUCUUUUGUAAUAGCGAAUUAGGGACAGUGCGUUACAUUGGUCCAGCUGACUUUGGCGACGGCAUCUGGGUGGGUGUAGAACUUCGGACAGCCAAGGGUAAAAAUGAUGGAUGUGUUCAGGACAAACGUUACUUUUCAUGUAAACCAGACCAUGGCUUGUUGGUGAGGCCCAGUAAGAUAACGGUGCGUGGCAUCAAUGGGUCAAAACUUGUGUCGGACUACUACCAUUCACGAGAAGGCGAGGCGUAGAACUUCACUCUUGUCACAUAAGGAAAAUUCAAACAUGACACUCAAUUAGAGACAGAUAUAUGAAUACUAGGAGAAAUCUGGAGAACAUGGAGUUUGACAUUCACAUCGCUGUAAUGCUAUCACAUAUCAAGAUAAAAAGAUACCACUUAACAUUACCAGGAAUUUGUACAUGUAUUACUGUUAGAUGUCUUCUAUACACAUAGCAAGGAUUCGGGAUGUGAGUAUAUCAUAAUAUACACUCAUAUGUAAAGGCAACAUAACAUAAACCAGAUUAUUGUCAGUAGAAUUACAACACACAAAAAAUCACAUGUAUGACCACUUCUGAAUUCAUCAAUCAAAUUUUUCAUAUUUUAUACCAACUUUUGGUGCUUUAUUAUGAAAUAUUCUUGUGUGGAUGUGUGUGUGAAAUAUAUUGUGUGUAAUGAAUGCUUAAUACAUUACUGAGAAAGAAACAGACUUUUCUGAUAUGGAGGUGAAAAAGUUGGUUACAUGUGUCAAGUUGGAAUGUACUCAUGCAUAUUUUUUUAUGGGUUUAAAUGUUGAUGGUAAAUUAUUCUUGAGAAAGUUUUUUUUUUUUUUACACAAAUUUUCUUUAUCAAGUAAAAAAAAUGGUUACCUGAGUUUAUUUUGAUUUUUUAAAAAUUAUAUCUGUUAAUUCUAAAGGUUCAUUCUCACCCUUUUGUAAAUGUAAAAUGAUUACAUUUGUAGAAACAAGGAUAGAGUUGAUGCUUUAAUAAGGGUUUGGUUGGCUCCUUAUACCUCCAAUUUAGAUACCUCUCAGUAUACAGGGCAAUUGAAGUAAAGGGACAAAGUAAGAAAGGCAAUCAAUCAUAACAAAUUUGGCAUAAGUUGAUUCAUCUUUCUCGGAACAUCUACAGAUUUCACACUAACAGUAGACAGAACACAGUUAAGAACAAUUAACUAAUUUCAAGCUUUUUUGCAAUUGUUGCUGCUAACGUUAUGGUUACUGUUGUUGACAAGUCAUUAGAAAACAGAUACUUGAACAUUUAGGCAGGUGAUUUAAGAUAUAUAGGUAAUCUGUGAAAUAAAGAAUGUUCCAAACAUGAUUGAUUCCUUGAAGUAUUCAAGCUGCUGAGAAACAUUGAUUGGAGAUUUUGAACAAUAUGACCUGAUUGUGCCAAAAAGAUAUUUUGACACAAAGGAAAAAUAUAUGAAAUUGAUAUAUUUUUUUAUGUGUAACUCUUGCUUGUCAAGUCGUAGACUGUACAGAUCAGUAAAUAGAUUUUAGGAACAUAAAGAUAUAUUAAUAAAAUGUUAGAUUUUUAGUGAGAUUGAAACUAUUAAAAAGGAGAUACAAUUUUAGUUUGUUUGAAACUAAAGGAAAUACAAUAUAACAGGAAGGGUUUUUUUGUUUUUUUGUUUUUUUUCAUUUUGGAAAUUGGAAAAGUUUGCUUUCAUUUUAAAAACCAAGUUUUCCAUGUUUGUAAUCUGUAGCAAAGUGAUUAUAAAUUGGGUUUUAUUGGAAAGUGUAUAUAAGUGAGAAUGUACAAGGUUUAGAUGGUCACUGCUCUGUCUCUACGAUACAACUUAUAUUUGUAAUUUACUCAGGUCAAAUGAUCAUAUUUUAUGCAACUCAAUAAGCAUUAUGUUUAUAAUACAUGUACAUACAUACUGUUGAUUAUGAUAAUGCUUGACAUUUUGUAGAUGGACAUGUAUUGUAUAGAAUAAGUGACUCACUUCAACCCAAUCUAUUGAAUUUCUUUGUUCAGUAAACCAUACACUUCAGGUACGCACAUAAUUUACUUAAUGUAAUACCUCUAGAGUGAGAAAUUAUGCACAUACAUAUCUAGUGUUGUUGUGUAGCAGAAUAAACACAAUAUUUUUCCUUAAUUUUAAUUGUAAAUUAAGUUGCUGAAUUCUACAAGGACGCCAUGUUUUUCAAUUAACAGCAGUAACAAUGUUGUGUGCACAUUUCAUAAUGUAAUUAGGUUUACUCACCCCAAAUGGUCUAAAUGUAAUAGUCAUAGUAUGUUUGGUAAUCAUUUGAAAUGAAAUGGACUAUUUCCUUUCCAGGUUAAUGCAGAAUGAAUUUGUUCUUUAAAAGGACUUGUGGUCUCAAAAAUGAUGAUCUAGAGAGAAACAAAUUUCUUUAAACAGGAAAUUGUGAUUUUAUGAUGUACAAAGUUGAUGUCUAGUCUCAAGAUUUAAAAUGGCAAAUUUGUUAUAAAUAUUUAAAGUUUUAAUUACUUAUCAUGAAAGUAAUGAUGGGGAGAGAAGUUUCCUUUAUAUUCAGAGUCUCUAUAAAAGCUGCUAACUUUUGAAGUUUAAUGAAACAAUCCUGAACUUCUUAAUUUGAUUCUAUCAGGGACAGAAAGAUAAGUUUGGUAUUACUUUAUAUAGUGAAGCCUGUCUUAAUUGACAUCAUCAUGGACUAGAAUAUUUAUCAAGUAAACUGGCACAGUAAAAUCAGGGUUGAAAAGGGAAACCUGUCAUGAAAGGGCAAUCAGAUCAGUCCUAAUACUAAAGGUUGUUUUCUAAGUCAAGUGUUAGAAAAGUUAGCUCACACUAUCUCAUAUUAUCUGUCUCCUGGAAGCUAGGGAAGGCUUGGGCUUCAUCUUCUAAACAAGGAUUAAGUAAAAGUGACACCUUAGUACAUUGUCUCUUUCAUGGUUAAUCUUAAUCAAUUCACUACAAAUCAAAGUCAGUAAAACAUUGGACAACAAUCAAAAUCAGUUAGAUUUUAUGAUCACUAAUGAUCAGGUCACUAGAGCUCUUGACAUUCAUCGGUGAGAGCAUGUAGAAUUUAUGAUUACUUCACUAAUGAUCAGGUCACUAGAGCUCUUGACAUUCAUCAGUGAGAGCAUGUAGAUUUUAUGAUCAGGUCACUAGAGCUCUUGACACUUAUCGGUGAGAGCAUGUAGAUUUUAUGAUUACUUCACUAAUAAUCAGGUCACUAGAGCUCUUGACAUUCAUCUGUGAGAGCAUGUAGAAUUUAUGAUUACUUCACUAAUGAUCAGGUCACUAGAGCUCUUGACAUUCAUUGGUGAGAGCAUGUAGAUUUUAUGAUCAGGUCACUAGAGCUCUUGACAUUCAUCGGUGAGAGCAUGUAGAUUUUAUGAUUACUUCACUAAUAAUCAGGUCACUAGAGCUCUUGACAUUCAUCGGUGAGAGCAUGUAGAUUUUAUGAUCAGGUCACUAGAGCUCUUGACACUCAUCGGUAUGAGCUUGUAGAUUUUAUGAUCAGGUCACAAAUAGCUCUUGACUUUUAUUGGUGAGGGCAUGUAGAUUUUAUGAUUACUUCACUAAUGAUCAGGUCACUAGAGCUCUUGACAUUCAUCAGUGAGAGCAUGUAGAUUUUAUGAUCAGGUCACUAGAGCUCUUGACACUUAUCGGUGAGAGCAUGUAGAUUUUAUGAUUACUUCACUAAUGAUCAGGUCACUAGAGCUAUUGACACUCAUCAGUAUGAGCUUGUAGAUUUUAUGAUCAGGUCACAAAUAGCUCUUGACUUUUAUUGGUGAGGGCAUGUAGAUUUUAUGAUUACUUCACUAAUGAUCAGGUCACUAGAGCUCUUGACAUUCAUCAGUGAGAGCAUGUGUAGUGGUAGUGUCACAAAGACAGAAAACCAGUUACCAAACAACCAACCCCAGUGAAUAUUUUGGGUAGAAAGCAAGCAUACCAAUAAUAAUGUUUGUAUUCAUCCUUUGUUUAGGAUAUGCUCAUAUUUUCUUAAAUGUUUAUAGAGUAUUUUAAUUAUAUAGAACUGUAAAUAGAAUAUUUUCUUUAGUCAAAGUUUUUACACUAAUGAAGAUUUCACAUGCUGAAUGAAAAUAUAUAUAUAUUUCAGCAGCGAUAUAAUUUUACCUGUUGACUAUCCUUGCACACAAAUGGUUUACAGUGGCAAAACGUACAUAUUUAUAUUUGUUAGCACUGCCAGAAUUGGAAGGGUAGGCAACUUAUAGACAUUGCAAAUUUGCUUAUAUUGCAAGAAAUUAAAGGUGAAGGCUUUUUUAUUUUAUUAUUACAUAGAUUGUAAUUUAAUGAUUAUGGUGUACUACACAGUAUCUGUUACUGUGGUCCAGAAGCUGCAGGGUCUCCUUGUCAUAAAACAGUUUUUGUACUGAUUGGCCUUAUCUUAUAAUACCUAAUAUGUCAUGUAUAAAAUUGUGUCUGACCACCAGAUUUAUAUCUGAAAAAUAUGUUCAGUCUUGUAAGAAUAUUUUUAAUAUCCUGUUAAACAGGAAGGGCAGGGACUAAUCAUGUAAACGUUUUUUCUCAGUAAAAAAAUUUGCCAAGCAAUAUGAUGACUAUUGUAGUAAAAGUUAGGUACUGGGUAAACCUAAUGUAUAGUUUGUCAUCAAGAUAUUUCUACCUUUUGCUUGGCCUCAAAUUCAGCUUUCUUGAUAGUGUUCAAAUGCUGUUUUCUCCUAUUUUCAUAAGUUAGGUACUGGGUAAACCUAAUGUAUAGUUUGUCAUCAAGAUAUUUCUACCUUUUGCUUGGCCUCAAAUUCAGCUUUCUUGAUAGUGUUCAAAUGCUGUUUUCUCCUAUUUUCAUUUGACUUAAAAAGUGAUACUUAUUUGAUGUCGUGGUAUAAUUGUAUUUAUCUUCAAAAAAUCAACCAACACCUAUUUACAAAAUUGUGACAGAUUGUCAAUUUAUGAAGUGAACCUGCCAAACAUUUUCUCUAAAAGUCCACCAGACAGACAAAAAGGGCAAUACAAUGGCUGAGCUCCAGCAAUUUUGCCAAUUCAACAAAAUAUGUAUGAAAAAUCUUGUUCAUUUAAAAUGUUGCUAUUAUCAGUACAUUAUGCAAUUAUCAGUACAGAUUGUGUUAAACAUCUUGUUGUAGUGAUUGUUUUUGAUAACCUUCAGUAUUGGUGUUACUGCCCCAAUGCCAUUUGAUGUUGGUUGUUGGUGGUGUGUAUGUUUUGGUGUGUGUGUAUGUGUGUGUGAAGGGGAAGGGGGUGCUAGUAGUGUUAUCCAGUAACAUGUCAGUCCCAUCCUUUUCUAAGUCAAUGUCUUCAUUUCUUAAGAGAUGUAUGUAUUAAUCAAACUCUGCACGGAGGUCAACAAAGACAAGGCUGUGGUUUUUUUUGAGGGUUCAAAACUCAAGGUGGACACUUUAUAUUGAUAAAUAAUCUAAAACCAGCCAAUACAUUGAUGUUUUCUUUAUUUUGUUAUGGAAUAUAUACAGUAUGAAAUAGGUAUCAGACAUACGCUGCACUACACUGUAUAACAAAUAUAGUAGUGUAUGACAGUCUUGCUAUAUAGAGAUACUGUUGGUGUUGGAAUCUCUCAGUAUUUAUUUGUUAAUUAUUUCUCCUAACACAUUUGCACAGUAUUUGUAGAGGAAUAUUGGACCUUGUGGUAGCAAGCGUCAAAAGCUUAAUGAUUUGUUUUAUAUUUAGAUUGAGAACUUUCUGUUAUUGUAUGUGUUAGUAGUUAUCUGGAAUUCAGAUACAAAUACACUGUUUAUGAAGAUUGAAAUUUUAGCAUGUCAAUAAGCUUAUGGUGGUUGACAAACCGGGCCCAAGUCGGCAGUUUUUAUUAGCAGCUACUGUAUAAUCGUCUUUAAUUUAUGAUUUAUCUUUUGUGUAAUAGUUAUGUCCCAUUUCAUCUUGAGUUAUGUCCCUUGUUUUGUCUCACACUAAAUGAUACACAAUGCACGUGUACAUUGAUAAGGAUGAUAUUAAUAAAACAUCAGGUACAUUAAAAAAGCAUUAAAGAAAAUACAAGAAAGAGA